AUGCCAGAUACAGAAGCUGCGUUGGCAAUAGCCAAUGCAGCCAAUAACAAUAACAGCAAUGUGGAAUCACAAUCAUCUACAUCAACGUCCACACCGAAAGGCCAACCUCGACUAAGAAGACUAGCUUCGAAACCACUUAAGAUGGCAGCGUCGACAUUCAGACCACGAGCUUCAUCAAGAGGGACUUCACCUGGACCUUCUUCUGAAACCGCUACUCUGGCUUCAUCGGAUUCAGCUUCAAUGAGCCACGGCCACGGUCACGGUCAUGAGAAACAUGGAAGGUUUAGGAGAAAAUCGAGACAUCAACAUAUACCUAAUGGUUCAGCUGGAUUAACACCCGCACAGAUAGCUUCGGCCGCUAGAGGACCAAGGAAACCGCUUGAAGGUGAAGAACCUGCUGCUUAUCUCAGAGUAAGAGUAGUAAGCGCAAAAGGUUUAGUUGCAAAAGAUAGAGGUGGUACUUCUGAUCCAUUCCUCACUUUGCUCAUGCCCCCUUCUUCGAGACAUUCAACCAAAGUAAUCAAGAAAUCACUCGAUCCUACUUUCCCUCCUGAAACAAGUACAUUUGAUUUCCCAAUUCACCUCAGUUUGACAGGGGUGAUCGGUGGUAGAGGUAUCGAAUGUGUACUCUGGGAUAAGGAUCUUAUGCGUAAAGAAUACAUGGGUGAACUCGCUAUCCCUGUCGAAAAAUGGUUCCCAGAAGGAGAUAUCCAUUUAUGGAACGAGAAUGUUCCUCUUCUUACGCAACGCCUUUUAUCUACCCGACGGAAGCACACAGUUAGUGGUUCAGUCUCCUUCCAGGUCGGUUUCAUCCCGCCAAAAGAUGCUAUCAAUCCUGAAGACGCACUCAAGAAAGUCAGACGAGUCCAUGGAUCACUUGUAGAACAAGCCGGUGUCGGAAGAAGCUCAAUUGGCAUUCUUGGUGUUCCUGCACACAAAGGUAUUGGAACGGUAAAAAUGCGACCUGAAGAACCAAUCAAACCUUCCCACAUGCUGAAGCCCACUUCGGUGGUAGCAUCUGCUGUUUCUGGCAUAAUGUCCUCCAUGACAGGUGGACAUAAGACUGUUCCACUCACAGAUCAAUCUUCUCAGCCACAAGUAGAUGCAUAUGAGGAAGGGGAAGUUGACGAUGACGAAGAUCUUCUUUCCGAUGACGGCAUGUCAAGCUCUUCCUCAGACGAAUUCGAAGAUGCUCUUGACGAUGAUGAUACGCCUACGGGUCUCAAUGAGUCACCUUCGGCAGUUGAGAACGUGAUUGCAGGUAUCAGUGGGCAAACUGCCGGUCUACCCGAUGCUAAAUCUAGUAAAGCAGGAGAAAAAAAGGAUGGUGGAGGUUUAUUGACUCCCGCUUCAAUCCCUCCACCCAAAACACCUGCUAAAACGAGUCCCCAAGGAGACUAUUUCGCCCCUUACCCAAUGAUUAAAGGUACUUCAGGUGAUUCAGCUGUUGGCACUCCAGGUGUAGUUACUCCGGGAGGAACUAAACUGCGCCGACCAUUAUUCAAACGUGGCAAGAGUAAAACAGAGUCUUCCAUCCAGAGUCAACCUAUCGAAAAGAAGAAAUCGAAGGGAUUCAACUUUGAUGCUAAUCAAGGUAGAGAAGUUUUGGGUAUUGUUAUUCUGGAAAUCAAAGGUGCAGAGGACUUACCAAAACUAAAAAAUGCUCUGAAAUUCUCCUUCGACAUGGACCCGUUCGUCGUCAUAUCCUUUGGUAAAAAGGUUUUCAGGACCAGAGUCAUAAGACAUUCUCUCAAUCCUACUUGGGAUGAAAAGCUCCUCUUCCACGUCAGAAGACACGAAAGUACCUAUACAAUGCAAUUCUCCGUACUUGACUGGGACAAGGUUUCCGGAAAUGACAUGGUCGGAACUUGUACUUUGCCUCUUAGCGAACUGAUAGCGGAUGCACCAAAACCCAAUUCUGAGACUGGUCUCUAUGAAAAGGAGGUAGACGGUAAACAUGAAAUGAAGGAGUUCACGCUCAACGUUUCAACUGAUAAAGAUAUGCCUUGGGAAGCAAGACAUUCCCCUAAGCUUACCGUGAGGGCCAAAUACGAACCAUACGAUGCUCUUCGACAACGCUUCUGGCGACAAUACAUCACUCAGUAUGAUGCCGAUGACUCAGGCUGUAUGUCGUACACCGAGCUCACCGCAAUGCUUGACUCGCUCGGCUCCACACUUACUCGACGUACCCUCGAAGGUUACUUUUCCAGCUGUGGCAAAUCCGCCGAAAAAGAUGAAAUGACCAUUGAUGAGGUCAUACAUUGUUUGGAAAAAGAAGUGACCAAAUCGCGUUCUGAAAAGGAGAAGGUAUCAGGUGAUGAACUCGUUCCAAGCGGAUCUAGUGUAGGAGAAACGUCGUACUCUGUAUCUGCACAACCUACUCAAGAAGGAUUAGAUAUGACUGGACCACAGGGAAACAUCUCUCCUGGUGUCGAUCCGGACGAAUUAGCUGAGCAUAUCAUGCAAAGUCGACCGAGAAACGAUGACGAAUCAGAACCUGCUGGUAACAUCGAAAAAGUCGAGCCUGGUGUACCUGCUGUCAAAGUUGAAAGAACAGCAACUAUGGAUGGAACGACAAUGGCUUCCAAUGAGCCUGCCGACGGUACACUAACACCCGGAUCACUAUUCUCUGAAAAUGAAGAUAUCGAUAACGAAUUGUCGUCAACUGAUGACAGGGAGAGAGUAAUCAAUAUCAAAACUUGUCCAUUAUGUCAUCGACCUAGAUUAGGUGAAAAAACGGAACAAGACAUAGUAACUCAUUUAGCAGUAUGUGCAUCGGCAGAUUGGUCAAGAGUGGAUAGGAUCGUAACUGCGAAUUAUGUCACUUCUUCUCAAGCACAAAGGAAAUUCUUAUCUAAGAUCGUCAAUAAAGUAGCGAUAGGAAGUUAUGCCCUGGGUGCCAAUUCGGCUAAUAUAUUAGUCCAAGAUAGACGAACAGGUCAAUUGCAAGAGGAGAAAAUGGCUGUGUAUGUUAGAUUGGGUAUCAGAGUCUUGUAUAAAGGUGCAAAAGGUCAAAUGCACGGUGCAAGGGCCCGAAAAUUGCUUAAAUCCCUCUCUGUUAAACAAGGAUUAAAGUACGAUUCACCAUCUUCAGCAGUGGACAUACCUUCAUUUAUAGCAUUCCAUAAACUUGACGUCAAUGAGAUUCUAGAUCCACUUGAUUCGUUCAGGAACUUCAACGAGUUCUUCUACAGGAAACUGAGACCUGAUGCGAGACCAGUAGAAGAACCAGGAAAUGAAGGUAGAUUGGUUUCCUGUGCGGAUUGUAGGAUGAUGGCUUUUGAGACUGUCAAUGAAGCUACUCAAAUCUGGAUCAAAGGGAGAGAAUUCACAGUCGCAAGAUUACUGGGUCCAAAUUACAAAGAUGUAGCGGAUAGGUAUGAAGGAGGUGGUUUGGGUAUUUUCAGACUCGCCCCGCAAGAUUAUCACCGAUUCCAUUCACCUGUCAAAGGUAAAGUGGGUAAAAUGACGAUGAUAGAUGGCGAAUACUACACAGUGAAUCCUCAAGCUAUAAGGACUACUCUAGAUGUAUAUGGGGAGAACGUCAGGAAGGUAGUUCCUAUUCAAAGUGAAGAAUUCGGUCUAGUCAUGACUGUAUGGGUUGGUGCUAUGAUGGUCGGAAGUAUCUUGACGACUGUCGAAGAAGGUCAAGAAAUAAAUCGAGCUGAGGAAUUAGGUUAUUUCGCUUUCGGUGGAUCAACCAUAGUCUGCUUAUUCGAGAAGGGAGCAAUGAAGUGGGAUGAAGACUUAUUACAGAAUGGUAGAGCAAGUAUUGAAACUCUUGUCAGGAUGGGAAUGGGCCUCGGUAGAAGUACGAGGAAGGGGGGGAACGAUGUCGUCACGCCAGGCGAGAAGUGA
Messenger RNA from Kwoniella shivajii, 3858 nucleotides. RefSeq names its product phosphatidylserine decarboxylase. Bases 1 to 3858 code for a protein of 1285 amino acids. Gene Ontology annotation, molecular function: phosphatidylserine decarboxylase activity; calcium ion binding. The transcript has 13 exons. Gene Ontology annotation, biological process: phospholipid biosynthetic process. Lineage: Eukaryota; Fungi; Basidiomycota; Tremellomycetes; Tremellales; Cryptococcaceae. The record is from RefSeq and is a predicted model, not a curated record.